Molecule: messenger RNA, 1560 nt
Organism: Leguminivora glycinivorella
Lineage: Eukaryota; Metazoa; Arthropoda; Insecta; Lepidoptera; Tortricidae
Exons: 6
Coding region: 226-1119 (297 amino acids)
Molecular function (GO): oxidoreductase activity
Source: RefSeq, a predicted model, not a curated record
ACUUGUCACAUUGCUUGACUUGCUUCUGUGGCUCUGAGUCUGCUGGUCACUGGUCAGUUAAUCAGUGAAGUGAAGGCUCUCAAAACAAGGAAAGACUUUCAUAUUUUUUGUGUGGAAUGACGCGCGCAACUCUCUACGUGUACCUGGUUUUUAAUUGAUUUCUCUACACUAUUCUACUGUGCAAUUGUUGUAAUUACUAGAAGAAACUGAAUAGAUUCGCCAGAUAUGGAGCCAAUGAACCAAAAAAAAGUUAUGCUAAAUAAUGGUCUUGAAAUGCCACUUGUUGGAUUUGGUACUUUUCGAAUACGAUCUGCUGAAGUCAUAAUGAGUGUUGUAGAGAGUGCUCUUGCGGCUGGUUAUCGACUUUUUGACACAGCUGCAGUCUAUGGGAAUGAGAAAUUCCUAGGAGAUGCUCUCCGGUUGCUAUUGCCAAAAUUUGGCUUAACACGCCAAAACAUUUUUAUAACUACCAAGCUAUCUCCAAGAGAUGGUCACUCUAAAGAAAUUAUAAAGGAGGCUUGUCGAAAGUCACUAGCCAGUUUGGGAUUUGAACAGAUUGACUUAUAUUUGAUUCACUUUCCUGGCAUGGCAAAUUUGAGUUCAGCUGAUACACAGAACAUAAAAUUACGCGCUCAAGCAUGGGAAGCUCUGGUGGAAUGCUACAAGGAAGGACUAGUCAGAUCCAUCGGUGUAUCAAAUUACACUGUAAGACAUCUAAUAGAAUUAGAAGUACGCAAUUUUGGAGUGGUUCCUGCAGUGAAUCAGGUUGAGUGUCAUCCAUACUUCCCACAAAAGGAACUACUACAGUAUUGCCAAGGAGCCGGCAUCGCGCUACAAGCUUAUUGCUCGCUUGGAGGCACUUCCUCAGGUACAGCUACACUUCUCCAUGACCCAGUAGUCAUCAAUGCUGCCCAAAAACUUGGCGUCAGUAGCGGGCAACUUUUGUUGGCCUGGGCUACACAGCAAGGAAUAAGCGUCAUUCCAAAAUCAACUCACGCGGAUCGCAUCAAAGAGAAUAUAUCUCUUAAUUUUAAAAUACCGGAUGAAUACAUGAAAGCCCUAGAUAAACUUGGGUCCCAAAACAUAAAAUAUGCUUGGGAUCCGUCAACAGUGGCUUAACAUACCAGCAAGUAUUACGUACGAAACACGUUCGAAAUCAGGGGUUCGAAAUUAUCAAAAUAAUUAUCGUGAUAAUUAUCAGAUACUUAUCAAUGAAUUAUACUUGUUACAUUUUUUCAUAAGAAAAAUAAGUUAUAUUUUUUGGCAUUUAAACCAACUAAGAAUCCUCUAUUUUCUUUGUUAGUAUCAACCGAUAUUCAUCCACCUUUUACUAUCAGUAUUAUCACGAUAAUUACCCUUCCGAACCCUGUUUCAAUAGUUAUAAAAUAUUGCGUCGCGAUUCAAACUUCGUCCUUUUUGGACUAGUAUCGUAAUAUAGGUUAGGUACUAUGGAAACGUUGUGGCUUAUUGCAUAAGUAUUUUUCGUCAAGUACAAAUAGAAUGCAUUUUAUACUGAUAUUAGGUAUCUUCUGAGAAUUAUAACUAGUAGCUUAAGAACGA